AUGCCGCCUCGUCGCAACAACAAAUCAACUCCUCAGGUCGCCCCCAAGGCGUCGUCUCCCCCUCCUGCUCGCCGUGGCUCUGCGCGUAACAGGUCCGCUACGAUCAAGAAGGAAACUUCGCCCACCAUCGUCCAGUCCGCGCCGAUGGAUUCCGACGCCGUGUUCCAGUCUAAGGCUGGUGGCAGGGGUAACCUCAAGUUCAAGGCAGCCAAAGCCGACUCAAUCACUCCCAUCGAGAUUGAUGGCAGCGACGUCGAGGAGGUACCAGUUACCAAGAACAAGAAGAAACUUGCUCCGGUCAAAGUUGAGAAGAUAGGCGGUCGCCGUCGCUCUCCUCCCCGUCCCCGUCCGGUUAAGCCCCGCGUCAAGCCCUCUGUCAAUCGCUCCGGCGUCGAGUCUUUUGACUCUGACGACGAACAGGUCAUCCACCAGAACGCUUCGCCUCCUUCCAUCCACGACGAAGGUUACGCUUCCCGGGACAUCCACGACGAAGGUUACGCUUCCCGGGACAGCGACGAGGAAGAUCCUCAGCCGGUCCCUCAGCCUAAGAAGAAGGCGUCUGUCAAGUUCAAGGCGUGGGAGGCGAGCGAGGAGGAGGUUGACGACAACGGUAACCUUCGCGGUUUCAUCGACGACGAGGCGGAGGAAGAGGACGAGGAAGCGGAAGAGGACAGCAUGCAGGUGGACGCGGUGGAGGUAGACCAGGGGGAAGAAGAAGAAGAAGUGGACUCUAGCCCUAUGCCGCUCAAGAUUUCCAAUCUCUCGAAGGGCGCUUCUAAGAAACGGUCACAGAAUGAUCGUUCGUCGGGCGACGAGGAGUCCGCUCCCCGCAAGAAGCGCUCGAACGACAAGGGCAAAACUAUCCAGGCAAUCGGACAUACGGCGCGUGUCGAGCUCAAAUUCCGCAAAAAGGCUGGCAACAAGAAGACGACUGGCGCUAUCAUCAAACCCACCGGCUCCCCCGACUUCGACAUGCGUGAAGGCAACUCCGUUCAUUACGAGGAGCAGGAGGGAGAGGAGCAGGAGGAGGAGGAGGAGGAAGAGCAGGCUGAGGGUGUCGAAGGCGCUGACGGUCAGGAAGGCGAGGAGGAGGCGGGUGAAGGCGAGGAUGUUGAGAUGGAAGAGGAGGAGAAGCCGAAGAAGAAGGCCAAGAAGCCAAAGGCGCCUGAAGACGAUGGCUGCGAGGUCACUCAUCCGGACAAGCAGACGGAGCUCCUCAAGGGCACUUAUCUCGGCUGUCCGCCUUUGGUGCACCCCAAAGUCGUCACCACGAACGACUUAGCCUCCGGCAACUUGAACGUGUUGACUGAAAAGGAGCAGUUCCACGCCGACAUUUCCAAAGCCCGUUUAAUCGCUUGGUUCAAGACCAUUACCGUGCCAACUGCCUUGAUCACUCGUCCCUCUCGCGAUCAUCCGAAGCGCUUGUCCCUCAAGCAGCAAGGCCCCGCUCAGCUGAUGGCUUUCAGCGGCUCGGAUGGCGGGCAGGUUGCCGACGUCGUCUUCGACGGCUACGUCAUUCGCAGCGAACUUCGCGACGGCCGUACCUACGAAGGCAAGCGCGGGAAGAUGCAGGUCAAGGAGAUCGAGAUCAUCCUGAUAGCUCAGGAAGGUGACCGCGCCAUUGCAAUGCUGUCGAUGGCCGGAGGGGGCAAGAACUUCCAGUUCCCGGUCAGUGAGGAUGGCGGUAUCGUCUUCUCAACCAAGCACACGGUCGUGGACGAAGAGGGCAAUGGUCAGGAAAAGCAAAAGCUGGACAAGAAAUUCCUGUCGCAGACGGUUGGCAAGUCUCUUCCCACCUCGGUCGUUCACAAGGAUAUUGUGCGCCGCUCCCGCGAGGGCACUGAAACUGUUCCGGUUUACGACUGCGCCCACCACUUCCGUGUUGACAAGAAGGCGAAGCCAACGCGCUUCGUGCCGGAGGAGGUCUUGACACAGCGUGCGCGGGUCGACAAGCCGUGGACCAAAGAGGUGCCCCUAGGCUCAUUGGUCACCGUCCACAGCACGGUCUCGGUAUACAACAACAAGACCCUGAAGGCAAAGGUCAUGUCCCUCAACCUUAGCGCUGUCCAGAUCAUUGCCAUGCCCAAAUUCGGUUAG
Molecule: messenger RNA, 2097 nt
Organism: Peniophora sp. CBMAI 1063
Lineage: Eukaryota; Fungi; Basidiomycota; Agaricomycetes; Russulales; Peniophoraceae
Source: the annotation of a GenBank genome assembly